AGAUGAGUGGUGGAGGGGAGAACACCCCGGAGCCUCCCAGGGCGGGGGAGUCUCUGAAGAGGAAAGACUGUCAGCAGGACCUCCUGGGCCCCAGCCCUAAGAGAAGCGCGGAGAGGAGGGAGCAGGAGAACAAGUACAUAGAGGAGCUAGCGGAGCUCAUCUUCGCCAACCUUAAUGACAUAGACGACCUCAACGUCAAGCCAGACAAAUGUGCCAUCCUCAAGGAGACAGUCCGGCAGAUCCGACAGAUCAAGGAACAGGAGAAAGCUCCAGCGACCAACGCGGAGGAGGUUCAGAAGGCCGACGUCUCGUCCACAGGACACGGUGUCAUCGAUAAAGACGCCCUCGGGCCCAUGAUGCUGGAGGCCCUGGACGGCUUCUUCUUUGUGGUCAACAUGGAGGGUAACAUGGUGUUUGUUUCUGAGAAUGUCAGCCAGUACUUGCACUACCAGCAGGAGGAGCUGAUGAACACCAGUGUGUACAGCGUGCUGCAUGUGGGCGACCAUGCCCAAUUCAUCAAGAACUUACUGCCCAAGAGCUUGGUGAACCGGCGGGGCAAUGAGUCAGCCAAUAGAAAUAGCCACACCUUCAACUGUCGAAUGCUGGUCAACCCCCACCCUGAAGGAGAUGCCCUGCCAGCCUCUGACCAAAAGGACACGCCGCGGCAGAAGUACGAGACCAUGCAGUGCUUUGCUGUCUCUGAGCCCAAAUCUAUCAAGGAGGAAGGAGAAGAUUUCCAGUCCUGUCUGAUCUGCGUGGCGCGGAGGGUGCCCGUCAAAGAGCGGCCCAUAAUGCCUGCCUGCGAGAGUUUCACCACCCGGCAAGACCUUCAAGGUAAGAUCACUUCUCUGGACACCAGUCUGUUGAGGGCGUCUAUGAAGCCAGGCUGGGAGGACCUGGUGCGGCGCUGCCUCCAAAGGUUUCAUCUGCUCAACGAUGAUGAGAUAUCCUUCGCCAAGAAACACCAGCAAGACGUCCUGAGGCAUGGCCAUGCAUUUAGCCCGCUUUACCGAUUCUCCCUGGCGGACGGGACCAUCGUGUCGGCCCAGACUAAGAGCAAGCUGGUCCGCUCCCCAGCCACCAACGAGCCCCAGCUCUACAUGUCCCUACACAUCCUGCAGCGGGAGCAAAACAUGUGUGGCAUGAGCCCUGACAUUCCCCCAGGCCCAGGACUGGCCAAGCAAACAGGUGGAUUGUCCUCCAUGUCCAGUGUGGAUUGCCCCACCCCUUCCCCUGAUGCCACCGUCAGCAGCAACACCCAAAAUCCUAACCCAGCCACCAGUACCCCCAGCCGCGGAUUUGGGGGUCAGGGUGCCAUGUUGGGCCGUGUGCCCACUCCUCAGGGAAACAGCCAUGCAUUGAGACUGGGCAGCCCCUCAGCUCAGGGUAGCCCCAGUGUCACCUCUGGAGCCCAGGGCUCCAUGCUAUCGCCGUGCCACCGUCAGAGCCCCAGUGUGGUGGCCAGAAACAGCAGCCCGCCCUGCCUGCCCCCCCAACCCUCUGGUUCUUUCUCCCCCGCCGCGGGGGGACUCAACUCCCCAGCAUCUGUGUGUAGCAGCACAGGACCAGGGAGUGGCUACAACAGCAGCUCCCUGCAGACCCUCAGCCAGAGUCAUGGGGUUUCCCAGGGACAAGCUGAGGGUCAAUGCCCGGAGUCACCUGACAGGAAGCAUGCCAUACUCCAGAGCCCCCUUCCCAGCAGCAAUAACAACACUAGCCAGCUAACCAAGAACAAUGCUAGCUCAGACACGGACCUGUUUGGAAGUUACACAGAGAAGGAAGAGCUUCAGAACCAGGAGGAGGAGCAGGGAGAGUCAAAAGACAGUGUCCCUGAGGGCUUCGGAGGAGCGGGGAGGUUAGGGGAGUUCCCAGAGGCCCAAAACCGCAUACUCAACAGCAAGGGCCACACUAAGCUCCUCCAGCUCCUCACCAACAAGUCUGACAACACUGAGCCCUGCUCACCGCAUGGAACCCUGGGGGAUGACCAUGAAUGUAAAGACCACAUCGGUGGGGUCGGGGGCCCCACCUGUACAGGGGUAGGAACAGGGCAUAACAACCACUCCUCCUCUUUAAAGGAGAAGCACAAAAUUCUCCACAGGUUGCUGCAGAACCGUUCCUCGCCUGUGGAGCUGGCCAAGCUAACGGCGGAAGCGACGGGAAAAGACCCCAUUGGUCCUGAGACAGCAGCUGCGGACAACAUAGCCGCUCUGGGUGAACUGGGUGCAAAGCAGGAACCGGGCAGCCCCAAGAAGAAAGACAAUGCGCUGCUCCGCUACCUGCUGGACAAGGAUGAUAAUGGUGUGCCGGAGAAAGGCAUCAAAAUGGAGGCUGGCGACGGAAUGAAGAUAGCCAGCAUUAAGACGGAGAAACAAGAACCUGGUUUCAACAUGGUCGACCAGGCCAGUGAGUUAGAGGACCUCCUGGAUGGGCUCCAGAGUGGCAGCCAGCAGCCACUGUUUCCAGGCCAGCCAGCCGGAGGCCCUUCCUCCUCUUCCUCCUCUUCCCUGCCUUCAGCUUCCUCUGUGGACAAACAGAGCAUCAUUAAUGACAUCCUCCACAUGACUGACAGCGCCAAUGGCAGCCCCCCCACCAGCCAGCAGAGAGCCUUCCCCGGCAUGGGGCCUGCCAACUUCAACGGUGUCAGGCUGAAUCAGCCAGUUCGUAGCGGCCCCCCAGUAAGGAAUAUGUCUCUGGAUGGCGGUAUGGGCCCCACCCUCACCAGACCCUUCCCCCCUCAGCACAGGAGCAACGGCCCCUACUCCCUCCUCCAGCAGCAGCAGCAGCAAAGCAUGAUGGCAACACAGGGCGGCAUGGCCAACUCAGGCAUGCUGAGCGUAGGGCCUGUUCGUGGCCACAUGCAACAGGGUUGGGGCCCUCAGGUAGAGGCCCCCGUGGGUCCCAUGAUGGGCCAAGCCUUGCAGCAGCAACAGCAAGGAGUUGGACCAGGUCGGAUGGCACCAAAUGGGAUGGCAGGACUCCCUGUGAGAGGCAGCGGUCAGAAUGGACCCAGAGCUAUUGUCAGCAUGCAGAUGAUGGGCAGCGAGAUGGAGAUGACAAACCCUGCAUACACCCAGCAGCAAGCACCACCCAAUCAGACAGCGCCAUGGUCAGACCGCAUGAUCACCAUGGAUCACUAUGGAAACCAGAACAGGCCACCGUACGGGGUCCCUCAGGAGGUAGGUGUUUGCUGUGGCACGGGUCCUGAGGUCCAGGCAGACGAGGGGGCUCUACUGAACCAGCUCUGCUCUGUGCUGAAGGAUUUUGAGGGUCUAGAGGAGAUAGACAAGAUGUUGGGAAUCCCCACACUGGCCGGACAGGGCCCUCCGUCAGACCAGGACCAAUAUGUCAGUUCUGACCCCACAGCAGGCAUGAAACCUCCCCUGUACUGCCAGCAUUACCCUGCCCAGACAGGAUCCAUGGGCCCCCAGGGCUACAGCAGCCUGCCUCAGGACCCUGCCUACAACAACCCUGGCAUGGCAGGACAGAUGGGCCAAGCCAGGAUGGCAGGUUACCCUCCCAUGAUAAGGAUGCCAGGAGGCGGGGUCAGAUCCGCAGGGCUGAGGCCGGGGGGUCCUUCUCCAGUUGUACCAGCCCAGCCAAACAACCUGAGGCUCCAGCUGCAGCAAAGACUCCAGGCCCAGCUGAAUCGUCAGCCAAUGGUGAACCAGAUGGGCGGGGUGUCCAACAUGAAUCUACCUCUAAGGUCUAACCUACCAAACCAGGGAACCCUCAAUGCCCAGAUGCUGGCCCAGCGCCAGCGGGAAUACCUCACCAACCACCUGCGGCAGCGGCAGCAGCACGUGCACCAGCAGCACAUGCACCAGCAGCGUGCUCUAAUGAUGAGGGCGCAGGGCAUGGGCAUACCUCCUAAAAUGCCCAACAGUGCCGCCACCUCUAUGGCUGUGGGUGGGGCCAACCCAGGCGUCCCGCAGGGCAACCCGCAGCAGUUCCCCUACCCUGCCCCUGCCUACGGUACCGGCCUCCCCUCCACUCCACCCCCCGGCUCCUCCAGCCCCUUCUCCUCCUCCCCACUUUCCCCCAGCCUCCUCCCACAGUCCUCCCCUCACCGCCACGGCCCCACCCCCUCACAGAUGGGCCCUCCUAGCCAGAGUAUGCUGGGAAAUGUAGGCGGGCAGUACAGCGGGGUAGUCAGCCCUCCCUUGCAGCACAGUCCGUUCCCGUUUCAUGCCGCAGGGUUGAAUCAGCAGCAGGCAGACCCAGGGUCGGCCUUCCCAGGCGGGAAUGGCACCCCGCAUAGCCCCCUGCUCUCGUCCAGGGUGGGACAAGGUCAGAGUCCCAUGAUGCCCCAGAACCAGGCCCAGCCGCAGGGCCCGGGCGGCUCCAACUACCAGGCCAGCACUGACCUCAAUGGCUGGGCCCAGACCGUCAGUGUUACCACUGGCAACAGUAUGUAUUCCCAGCAGUCCCAUUCCCAGACCCAGUAUGCCCCGCAGGCCAACCAAGGAAUGUACAACAGCAACAUCAGUAUGGGGGUCUCCAUGGCUCCCAAUGGUAGUCAUAUGAAUCAACUGUCAGGGCAGAUGACCCCCAUGACCGGGGAGCAGGUGAAUGACAGUAGUCUGAUCUUGGAGCAGCUGGCAGGAAUUGACAUACUGACUCAAGAGGGUGAAGCCACUUCUAAUUUCUGCUGACUCCGGUCUUUGCUGAGACAACCAAGCCACACACAAGCAGUCGACAACAUGUGAAACACUGGCAACAUCCCCUCUACCAGCCAAUCGGAGGCAAAGAGGAGGUAAUGACAGCCAACAAAAACUCUGUUCACUCCGACUCACCAGCCAAUCAAGAGCGAGCAGACAGCGAGUGGAGCAAGCCCCCUACUGAUGAAUGCAACCAACCCUCUGGCAAAUCUCUCUGAACCAAAUUCACCUUAGUGUGACCUACACACUCCUCCCCUCUC
Lampris incognitus (smalleye Pacific opah) is the source of this 4918-nucleotide messenger RNA. Its product is annotated as nuclear receptor coactivator 2-like. The record is from RefSeq and is a predicted model, not a curated record. Gene Ontology annotation, biological process: cellular response to hormone stimulus; positive regulation of transcription by RNA polymerase II. Bases 3 to 4652 code for a protein of 1549 amino acids. Gene Ontology annotation, molecular function: protein dimerization activity; nuclear receptor binding. The transcript has 21 exons. Gene Ontology annotation, cellular component: nucleus. Lineage: Eukaryota; Metazoa; Chordata; Actinopteri; Lampriformes; Lampridae.